AUGGAGCCGAUCUCCGCCGCCGAUAAGUCGGCGCCGACAUCGGCCGACUUUCCCCUUCGGGUGCAAAUGGGUCGCGGUCUCAGCUUCACCUUAGAGUGGAACGACUACGCCGUCCUUCGCGACCAAAAGAAAGAGUUCACCGAGAGAUGCUUUGGACUCGCCAUCAGGUUCGCUUGGUUUGACAUUGGGCGGGACGACCUGCGGUUGUGGGUGCUGGGGAUCGGCCCGCUUCGAUCGGCCAUGAAAGCCGCCGACCAUUCUUGCUUUGCUAAGGCUUUCGACGCCGACAUCGCCGCUAUCCCGCUGAAAUCGACCGGCGGCCCGCUUCCAGGGUCACACUGCAGCGUCAUAGCCAUCCUCUACCCAGGAGAUGUGCUGAAGGCUGAGGGACAGGUCUGCAGGACAUCGAUCCGGCACAUCGACCCGCACACCGGAAAGGGGAAGCACCGCGACGAGGCCGUCCGCGUCCUGAAGCUAUUCCGCACGGCUGCCCUGGCCGAGCUGGGGCGUCCCGGUAGGAAGUGGGACGGGGCGCCUCCAUCACAAGCAGUGGUGGAGGAAAGGCUUGCCGACUGCGACGACCCUAUCCGCGACAAAGUGCCGGGCACAGUGUCGGACGGGCAUGUCGGCACCGGCAUGCUUGCCGCGACGUCGUUCGGGUGGGUGGCCAAGCAGAUCGGCCUGCUGACGGGCGACAAGGCUCGGAGCGCUGUGAGCAUCGAGAACAUCAAGGUCGCGGGUUUGAGGUCGCUCCGUGAUAGCAUGGUCGAUUACAUCUGCCAUCGUGUCGCCGAAAACCGGAUAGCGGCGCCGACUUCAGGCGCCGACGGACCCGCCGAGGGUGCGAUUGAUGACGACGGCGCGGAAAGUCAGACGGCGCCUUCGGCCAAUGACGCCGACGCCGCGCAACAGAGGGCGGCCGACAAGCAAGGCCUGAAGAGGUCGGGCGACGGUGACGACAAGGAGAGCUCGAAGCGGAGCAAGGGAUCGGACGGGAGCCGCGUCACGAAGCCUCCUGCGCGGAGCGUGGUCGACAUGCUGAAGGCGAAGGGGUGGAAGGUGAGGGGAGGGUCGACCAGCAAGGGAAGCGGAAGCGGGGGGGCGGACGGGAGACCUGCCGACGGGAUCGCGGCUAACGUCGAUGCACCGCCUGGCCCGCCUUUGGACGCCGAGCAGACCCAUCCUCAGGCGAGCGGUGGGAAGGACGCGGCCCCCACUGCCCAGGCGGCGAAAGUCGGAGGCGCCGGAACCACCCAGGGGCCGUCUGACGCGGUGCCGGCCAAGGGCAAGGCGAUGUCUGCGUCUGCUACGGUCGCCGGAACCGGCACGGCGAAGGCUGCCUCUGCUUCAGUCCCCGGAACCGGCAAGUCGAAGGCUGCUUCUGCUACGGUCGCCGGAAGCACCAAGUCGAAGGCUGCUUCUGGUACGGUCGCCGGAACCACCAAGUCGACACCAUGUAACCCGCCUGCGGCAACCACCGGGCCCGCCGGCCAGUCAGGUGCGGGGAAGCAUGGGGAGGCCCGUGCGGCCCCUCCAGCUCCAGCAGCCCCUACUGCCGCCAAGGUCGACGCGAAGGCUGCUUCGGCACAGGGGCCACCCGGGAGUAACGCGCUUAGGGUGUUGCUCCACCGCAUGGAGUCCCACCGCCCGGGCGCGCAGCAGCAUCCUGUGGUCGACGCCGGCCUCGCAGAAACAGCACGUCGCUCCGUCACUCCGCACGUUGCCGGCAAACCGUCCGAUGCCCAAUCUGCCGCGCGGCCGGUCGCCGCCCCACCGCCUGCGGACCCCAAGUCCGCGUUUCUUCGCGCCCAUAUAGGCGCACGCAAAGCGGCAGCUCCACCAGUCACUCAGCCGGAAUUCGGCACAAGCGCGACGCCGACGGCUGUAAAUGCGACCGCACCCUCCCCAGGAGCAGCUGUGGUCGAUCUGGCGGCGGAGAGGGGAGUCAGUGCAGCGCUAGCCACCGGCGGCCGCGCCGACAGGCAUGCCGCCCUCGAAUCCGUCCUGGCCCAGUUUGAGGCAGCAAAACGGCCCGAGCAUGCCCCGGCACUGGCCAUCGUGGACACGGCGCAUGCGGAGCCGUCGGCGACCAACACAGGGGGUUCGGCGGAGCCGACGGCCGCAACGGGUGUUGUCGCCGAGGGAAAUGCGGGACGGAAGGGUAAGGACGACACCGGGAAAGGGAAGGCGGUGUCGGCGGGGAAGGAGAUGGCGGAAGACAAAGGGAAGAAGCCGGCACGGAAGACGGGCGGCAAGGGUAAGUCGGCAAAGAAGAAGGAGGAGGAGGAGAAGGAGGAGGAGGAGGAGGAGGAGGUGGGGGAGGGGGAAGAGCAUGGACGCCGGGGUCAUGGCAUCCGCCGAGACAGGUCUGGCGACGGGCAGGGGUGGGUGGGCGAGAUGAAGUUCAAGAACCAGAAUCGGUACAUCGGCAAGUCCCGCGACAAGAUGGAGCUGGCCUACGAGCACGCGAUUGCGUACUUCGUCUACGACGGCUACGUGAGCAAGGUGCUCAUGAAGGAGCUCACCGCCUUGAAGCCGGGAGAGUUGGAUGAAUGGAAGGCGGUGUGGGAGGAGGUCAAAAUCCUGCCGACCGGGAUGUGGACGGUGAUGUGGGCCAGAGGCUUGUGCCAUCCGAGAGCAAGGUUCGACGACAUACUCGGCAGGUUCCGUGGGUACGCAGGUUCGGGUGAUGCGCUUCAUGGCGUGCUCUGGCCGGCGAUGUGGUUCCCCAUCAUCGAGGACACGGAGGAAGGCAGGGCGGAGACAAAUGCCAACAUGUCGGCGAUGGUGAAUCGCGUGUCGAUGUGCGCGGCGUAUGGAAAGGUCGCGGCGAGAGUCGCGUAUGGGAAGGUCGACGGGAGCGCGGAGGCGACCGCGGGAGAGACGACGGAUAUGGAAGGCGCGGACAGGAAGGCGGACGAGAAGGUGCAGAUGGGGGCCCAGGCGUUAGCGGCCUCUGCAUGCGCCCUCUGGUGCUACAUGUCGACGCCGGCGUCGGUGCUCGGUGCUGUGGGCGAAGGUAAGGCGGCCGCGAUUCUGGCAGGUGCGGGGAAGGAGAGGGGCGAGCACUUCGCGAUGGUCAUGCACGUGGUUAUCGAACACGCACGCACUCGGCAGGCUCCCGCGGGGGAGGUUGCACAUAACGUCGCGCCAGAGCUGCAGCGCUAUGGAGUGGCCAGGGCCUUCGAGGCGGGCAUUGAGGAAGACGAGGCCGACAUGAUCGCAAGAGCGACGGUCGAGACCUUGGCGUUCUGGGGAAUGUGCCCCCUCGACGGGCCCAAGCUCAAAGCGGAGGGCAUCGAUGUGCCGUGUGACGCGAAGAUGGAGUACGACUUGGAUCACAGGGGGAGGAAGGGGGAGAAGGUCAAGCAGGCCAAGGGCAGCAAGAGGAAGAGGUAG
Molecule: messenger RNA, 3399 nt
Organism: Closterium sp. Yama58-4
Lineage: Eukaryota; Viridiplantae; Streptophyta; Zygnematophyceae; Desmidiales; Closteriaceae
Source: the annotation of a GenBank genome assembly